Molecule: messenger RNA, 4887 nt
Organism: Drosophila hydei
Lineage: Eukaryota; Metazoa; Arthropoda; Insecta; Diptera; Drosophilidae
Gene: Top2
Product: DNA topoisomerase 2
Exons: 5
Coding region: 321-4631 (1436 amino acids)
Biological process (GO): DNA topological change; resolution of meiotic recombination intermediates; sister chromatid segregation
Cellular component (GO): nucleus
Molecular function (GO): ATP binding; DNA topoisomerase type II (double strand cut, ATP-hydrolyzing) activity; DNA binding
Source: RefSeq, a predicted model, not a curated record
GUACGGUUUGCUGCUUGGCGAAGAACGACGGUUUUUGUGUGGCCAAGAAAUUUUCGCAGAUCUAAUUUUAAUAGUGAAGUAUAUUUUUAGUUUAUUGUUACAACCAAUUAAUUACGUGUGCUAAUAGUUAAUAGUGGUUUUCUACAAAAAGUGUAGUAAAACUUAUAGAGAAGCACAAUCACAUAUAAAUACAAAGUUCGGCGGCGGCGUCUACUGUGUGUGCACAAAUUUUGCAGUCGCUGCCGCGCGUUGGUUUCAUCAAAGCGGCCAUCAACUUCUCCCGACUAACUAAAAAGCACGUGCAACCUAGAAACAACAACAUGGAGAACGGUAAAGGCGGCUUGUCCAUCGAACAGAUGUACCAGAAGAAAUCGCAGUUGGAGCAUAUCUUGUUGCGUCCAGAUUCGUACAUUGGUUCGGUGGAAUUUACAAAGGAGUUAAUGUGGGUACACGAUCCAGAAAAAAAUCGUAUGGUGCAGCGUGAGAUAUCAUUUGUGCCAGGUCUCUAUAAAAUCUUCGAUGAGAUACUCGUUAAUGCGGCUGAUAAUAAGCAACGUGACAAGUCUAUGAAUACGAUUAAAGUCGAUAUCGAUCCUGAGCGGAAUAUAGUAUCCAUUUGGAAUAAUGGACAGGGUAUACCUGUAACUAUGCAUAAGGAAGAGAAUAUGUUUGUGCCCACAAUGAUAUUUGGUCAUCUGCUUACUUCAUCCAAUUACAAUGAUGAUGAGAAAAAAGUUACAGGUGGUAGAAAUGGCUACGGUGCCAAAUUGUGCAACAUUUUCUCGAAUAGUUUCACUGUAGAAACAGCCACAAAGCAGUAUAAAAAGAGCUUCAAGCAAACUUGGGGUAAUAAUAUGGGCAAAGCUGGAGACCCAAUUAUUAAAGACUUCAAUGGCACCGACUAUACACGUAUCACCUUCAGUCCAGAUCUAGCCAAAUUUAAAAUGGAAUCUUUGGAUAAUGAUAUUGUAGCUCUAAUGUCUCGUCGUGCCUACGAUAUAGCCGCUUCCACAAAGGGUGUAUCUGUGUUUUUGAAUGGCACUAAAGUUCCCGUACGUGGAUUUAAAGAGUACAUUGAUUUGUUUGUCAAGAAUACCGAUGACGAUGCUGGACAGCCCAUUAAAGUGGUCUAUGAGGCCUGUGGUGAACGAUGGGAAGUCGCUUGCUGUCCGUCGGAUCGCGGAUUUCAACAGGUGUCGUUUGUUAAUUCGAUAGCAACUACUAAGGGUGGUCGUCACGUCGAUCAUGUGGUUGAUAAUGUCAUCAAACAGCUAAUUGAAGUGCUAAAGAAGAAAAAUAAGAAUGGUAUCAGUAUAAAACCGUUUCAAGUGCGCAAUCAUUUAUGGAUAUUUGUAAACUGCUUAAUCGAGAAUCCCACAUUCGACUCGCAGACCAAAGAGAAUAUGACGCUGCAAGCCAAAAGCUUUGGCUCGAAGUGCACAUUCUCUGAAAAGUUCAUUGCCAAUGUCUCAAAGGCGGGCAUUGUGGAAUCGGUGUUGGCAUGGGCCAAGUUUAAGGCACAGAAUGAUAUUGCUAAAACGGGCGGCAAGAAAUCUCAUAAAAUUAAAGGCAUACCCAAACUAGAAGAUGCCAACGAAGCGGGCACCAAAAACUCUAUCAAUUGUACGCUCAUUCUCACCGAGGGUGACUCAGCCAAAUCUUUGGCUGUCUCCGGCUUAGGUGUUAUUGGACGUAAUUACUACGGCGUCUUUCCACUACGUGGUAAGCUGCUCAAUGUGCGAGAGGCUACAUUCAAGCAGCUGACAGAAAACGCUGAGAUCAAUAAUUUAUGCAAGAUUAUUGGCUUGCAGUAUAAAAAGAAAUAUUUGACCAUUGAUGAUCUGAAGACAUUGCGCUAUGGCAAAGUUAUGAUCAUGACGGAUCAAGAUCAGGACGGCUCUCAUAUAAAAGGCUUACUGAUCAAUUUUAUUCACACCAAUUGGCCGGAAUUGUUGCGCUUGCCCUUCCUCGAAGAGUUUAUAACCCCAAUUGUAAAGGCAACGAAAAAGAACGAAGAGAUUUCAUUUUAUUCACUGCCUGAAUUCGAGGAAUGGAAAAUGGAUACGCCCAAUCACCAUACGUACAAUAUAAAGUACUAUAAGGGUCUCGGUACUUCAACCUCUAAAGAGGCUAAGGAAUAUUUCCAGGACAUGGAACGCCACAGGAUUCUGUUUAAAUAUGAUGGUCAAGUGGAUGAUGAUAACAUUGUAAUGGCUUUUGCUAAGAAGCAUGUGGAAUCGCGUAAAACCUGGCUCACCAAUCACAUGGACGAGGUGAAGCGUCGCAAGCAAUUGGGUCUACCAGAGCGUUAUCUCUACACCAAGGGCACCAAACAUGUCAGCUACUCAGAUUUUAUCAAUCUUGAGCUGGUGCUUUUCUCCAAUGCGGAUAACGAACGGUCCAUUCCUAGUUUAGUAGAUGGCCUGAAACCUGGCCAGCGUAAGGUUAUGUUUACAUGCUUCAAGCGUAACGAUAAGAGGGAGGUAAAAGUGGCUCAGCUAUCCGGUUCAGUAGCCGAAAUGUCGGCCUACCAUCACGGCGAAAUGUCCUUGCAAAUGACCAUUGUGAAUUUGGCACAGAAUUAUGUCGGAUCGAACAAUAUCAAUUUACUGGAACCUCGCGGUCAGUUCGGUACACGUUUAACCGGUGGUAAGGAUUGCGCAAGCGCUCGUUAUAUAUUCACAUUGAUGUCGCCCCUUACACGGCUCAUCUAUCAUCCACUGGAUGAUCCUUUGCUGCAGUAUCAGGUGGAUGACGGUCAGCGAAUCGAACCCUUGUGGUAUAUACCGAUUAUUCCCAUGGUAUUGGUGAAUGGUGCCGAGGGCAUUGGCACUGGUUGGUCUACGAAAAUUGCAAACUACAAUCCACGCGAUUUAAUAACUAAUUUGCGUCGUAUGAUCAAUAAUGAAGAACCAUUGCCAUUGCACCCGUGGUAUAAGAAUUUUACGGGUAGCAUGGAAUAUGUGUCCGAUGGGCGUUACGUGCACUCGGGUAACAUACAAAUCCUUCCUGAUAGUCGCAUUGAGAUCACGGAAUUGCCAAUUGGUGUGUGGACACAAAACUACAAGGAGAACGUACUGGAGGCACUAUCUAACGGCACCGAAAAGGUUAAAGCGAUAAUAUCUGAUUAUCGUGAAUUCCAUACAGAUACAACAGUCCGCUUUGUAAUUAGUUUUGCGCCAGGUGAAUUUGAGCGAUUGCGCCGCGAAGAAGGUGGAUUUCAUCGUGUCUUAAAGUUGAGCUCGUCUAUAUCCACAAAUCAGAUGCACGCGUUUGAUGAAAAUAAUUGUUUGCGUCGCUUUCCAUCGCCCAAAGACAUAUUAUUAGAGUUUUAUAAGCUCCGCUUGGAAUACUAUAAUAGGCGUAAGGAUUAUCUGGUAGGUCAGCUGACAGCCCAAUCAGAUCGGUUAAGCGAUCAGGCACGCUUCAUUUUGGAGAAGUGUGAGAAGAAGCUAGUGAUUGAGAAUAAGCAGCGCAAAAUGAUGAUCGACGAGCUGAUUAAGCGAGGCUAUCGUCCAGAUCCCGUUAAGGAAUGGCAACGACGCAUCAAAAUGGAGGACGUCGAAGCAGCUGACGAUAAUGAUGAAGAGGAGGAAGAUAGUGGAGUUGGCACCAGCAGCAAAAAGAUUAAGAAAGAAGUAGAUCCCGAGAAGGCAUUCCAGAAGUUAACAGAAGUCAAGAAAUUCGAUUAUCUGCUGGGCAUGUCCAUGUGGAUGCUGACCGAGGAGCGAAAGAAUGAGCUGCUCAAACAACGAGAUCUCAAGAUGGCGGAGUUAGAUAAUCUAAUGAAGAAAUCGCCAAGCCAUCUGUGGAUGGAUGAUCUCGACAAUCUCGAACAAAAGCUUACCGAAGUCGAAGAAAAGGAAAGAUUGGAGGAGCAAGGCAUUAAUCUCAAACAAGCGAAGGCCAUGAAGGGUCAAAAGGCGAUAACUGGUCGUGCCAAAAAGGGUGGCAAAUCAUCGGCGGGCAAUGCGGACAUCUUUCCUGAUCCAAUUGGCGAACGCGUCGCAUUUAAAGUUACCGAUGAAAUUAUUAAGAAAUUCCAAGCGGCCACAAAUACUGCCGUCAAGACAAAGGAGCGGAUGACCAAAGUUAAGGCUAUAAAGAAGGAGGAAACAACGGCUGGCAAAGAGGUGGACGAUUUCGAUUUGCUCGUUGAAGGCGGCGCCCCAAAAACGUCGCCCAAGGCCAAAAAAGGACCUGCACCUAAAAAGGAACCUGCCGAGAAGAAAUCGAAAAAGCAGAACGGAGAUGGCCUUAAGCAGAGUAAACUGGACUUUAGCAAGGCUCAGGCCAAGAACCUUGAUAGCUCUGGGGAACUGGUUGAAGAGGUUCAACGUGUUGAACGUCCGGGUCGCCGUGCAGCUAGCAAAAAGGUCAAUUAUUCGUUCCUCAUUUCGGAUGAGGAGGGAGAGGAGCACGAAGACACCAACAACGAUGAUGAUGAUGAUCUGGAUGAUUCACCUAUCAAACGUCCAACAGGCGCUAAACGUCAACGAGAAGAUGACAGCAGUGGAGGCGCAGCCAAGAAGAAGGCUGCAGCCAAAAAGGCACGCGCUCUCGAUAGCGACAGCAGCGACGAUGAUGUUAUUGGUGUGGACGAUGACGAUGAUUCCGAUUUCGAAGCAUAAUUAAAUAUAUAGAUAUAUAUACGUUAAUCCUCUUAAGCAGCAGUUCGCACAUCUACUCGUGGUAUAUUAUUACAAAUAUCUUACCAAAAAGUAAAACAGAGGGACAGAUGGAAAUCGUAUGCAUACAAAUUGUAUUAGGGCAACUAUUUGAAUAAGUAAAGUAAACAAGUAUUUCUGAUAUACCACUGCGAAAAGUUUGAAAGUUUAACAAAAAACAGAAAGCAAACAAAUUAAGGCAGUUUUUAAAUUACAUUGU